AUGGCGGAAUGCAGGAACUAAGAGGAGUGUGUUUCCUUUGUACAGGAAAGGGGGUUGGAAAGGAAAAUGAUGAAAGUUGUCAACCUCAAACAGGCCAUUCUCCAGGCUUGGAAGGAAAGGUGGAGUGAUUACCAGUGGGCUGUAAACAUGAAGAAAUUCUUUCCUAAGGGGACUACAUGGGACAUCCUGAAUUUAGCAGAAGCACUCCUUGAACAAGCCAUGAUUGGCCCAUCUCCAAACCCACUGCUUUUGUCCUACCUGAAAUAUGCAAUCAGUUCCCAGAUGGUGUCCUAUUCUACUGUUCUGAUGGCCAUCAGCAAGUUUGAUGAUUUCUCCCGAGACCUCUGUGUCCAGUCAUUGCUGGAAAUCAUGGAUAUGUUUUGUGACCGGCUCAGCUGCCAUGGCAAGGCAGAAGAAUGCAUUGGCCUCUGUCGUGCCUUGAUGAGUGUCCUCAUUUGGAUGCUGCGCUGUGCCGCCUUCUACACAGAGAAACUCAAGGAGCCAUUGGAGCAGGGAGCAACUGAGAUUCAGCUCAAGAUGUGCUUGGAGCGGCUGCUGAAAAUCCUUGGUAGCCCCAAGAACCAGGCCCUGAUUCAUAUAGCCAAGUUGGAAGAGACAUCUUCUUGGAAUGCCAUUGAGCAGUCACUUGCCAAACUGGGAGACAGCUUGGGACACAUCAGCAACAACCAACUGCGGAGCCAGGCUGAGGAGUGCAUCAGCCUUGUCAAAGGAAUCCCCACCAUGCUGUCAGUGCAUGCAGAACAGCUGAACAAAACUGGCUUCCCCACUAUCCAUGCUGUGGUGCUACUAGAGGGUACAAUGAACCUGACUGGAGAACCACAGCCACUGGUGGAGCAGCUCAUGAUGGUCAAAAGGAUGCAGCGUAUCCCGUCCCCACUUUUCAUUCUGGAAAUCUGGAAAGCCUGCUUUGUAGGCCUGAUUGAGUCUCCUGAAGGGACAGAUGAGCUGAAAUGGACAGCUUUCACUUUUCUCAAGAUUCCACAAGUACUGGUGAAACUGAAAAAAUAUCCCCAAGGAGAAAAGGAUUUCACAGAAGAUGUGAAUUGUGCCUUUGAGUUCCUUCUGAAGCUGACACCUCUGCUGGAUAAGGCAGAUCAGCGCUGCAACUGCGACUGCACAAGCCUCCUCCUUCAGGAGUGUAGCAAACAGGGUCUGCUUUCUGAAGCCAACAUGAACAAUCUCAUAGCUAAAAGGACUGCUGACCGAGAACAUGCCCCACGUUUAAAGUCUGCUGAGAAUGCUAACAUUCAGCCCAACCCAGGCCUCAUCCUGCGAGCAGAGCCUACAGUCACCAAUAUUUUAAAAACAAUGGAUUCAGACCACUCAAAAUCCCCAGAAGGGCUGCUGGGUGUUUUGGGACAUAUGCUUUCUGGGAAGAGCUUGGAUCUGUUGUUGGCAGCUGCAGCAGCUACAGGAAAGCUGAAAUCCUUUGCUCGGAAAUUUAUCAAGUUGAAUGAAUUCACCAAGCAUAUCAGGGAUGAAGGCUCUAAAGCAGCUUCGGUCAGAGCGCUUCUCUUCGACAUCUCUUUCCUCAUGCUGUGUCAUGUCGCCCAGACCUAUGGCUCUGAGGUAAUCCUUUCGGAAUCUAGCCCUCCUGGGGAGGUCCCUUUCUUUGAGACCUGGAUGCAAACCUGCAUGCCAGAAGAAGGAAAGAUCCUCAAUCCUGACCACCCUUGCUUCCGGCCUGAUUCCACCAAGGUGGAAUCACUAGUUGCUCUGCUCAACAAUUCCUCUGAAAUGAAGCUGGUGCAGAUGAAGUGGCAAGAAGCAUGUCUGAGCAUCUCUGCUGCCAUCUUGGAGAUCUUGAAUGCCUGGGAGAAUGGGGUUCUCACCUUUGAAUCUGUCCAGAAAAUCACAGAUAACAUCAAGGGGAAAGUGUGCAGCAUGGCAGUCUGCGCCGUGGCUUGGCUUGUGGCCCACGUCCGCAUGCUGGGCUUGGACGAGCGGGACAAGUCCCUGCAGAUGAUCCGGCAGUUGGGAACGCCCCUGUAUGGUGAAAAUACCCUGCAGUUCUACAGUGAAAGAGUGGUGAUCAUGAGCUCAAUCCUUGAGCAUAUGUGUGCUGAUGUUGUGCAGCAGACAGCGGCUUCGAUCAAGUUCCCAGCCACGGGAAUGGACCCCAUGCCCUACUGGAACCUCCUCCCUGCCAAGAAGCCCAUCAAAGAGGUGCUGAUGGAUGUCUUCUCCAAGGUGCUAGAGAAAGGCUGGGUGGACAGUCGCUCCAUCCACAUCUUUGACACUCUUCUGCACAUGGGAGGGGUCUACUGGUUCUGCAACAAUCUUGUCAAGGAGCUCCUGAAAGAAACAAGGAAAGAGCACGCAAUGCGGGCGGUAGAGUUGCUUUACUCCAUUUUCUGCCUGGAUAUGCAACAGCUGACACUUACCCUCCUGGGACACAUCCUACCCAAUCUGCUCACAGAUUCCUCCAAGUGGCAUAUGCUAAUGGAUCCACCAGGCAAGGCUCUCGCCAAGUUGUCUGUGUGGUGUGCUUCCAGCUCCUACUCCUCCCACAACAAAGGACAGGUAUCUGCCUGGCAGCGCAAAAGACAUCGAGAAGACAUAGAGGAUUACAUCAGUCUUUUCCCACUGGAUGAUACCCAACCAUCCAAACUCAUGCGCUUGCUCAGCUCCAAUGAGGAUGACACCAGCAUCCUGUCCAGCCCCAGUAAGUGGAAUCACGCAGACCGUACCAUGAGCAGCUCAUUGUCUGCCUCACAACUCCAUACAGUCAGCAUGAGAGAUCCUCUCAACAGAGUCUUAGCCAAUCUUUUCCUACUGAUUUCCUCUAUCCUGGGAUCCAAGACAGCUGGAACACAUACCCAGUUCGUCCAGUGGUUCAUGGAGGAGUGUGUAGACUGCUUGGAGCAGGGAAGCCGUGGCAGCAUCCUGCAAUUUAUGCCUUUCACCAUGGUCUCGGAGUUGGUGAAAGCAUCCACCAUGUCUAGUCCCAAAAUCGUCCUGGCCAUCACAGACCUCAGCUUGCCUUUGGGCCGUAGGGUGGCUGCCAAAGCCAUUGCUGCCUUGUGAAUAUCUCAUGGACUGUGCUAUAGGCAAGAACAGAACCCUGAGAGGACAUUUCUAAAGGUUGGGUAACGGCGAACAGACUGAGAGGGUUCGUGGGACAUGAGAAACCCGUUAGAAUGCUGAUGCUGCGCUGUGGUUAAAAUUCGUCUGCACCUGGCGGAAUAUCAGACACAGCAGAGGGUAAUGGGCUUCCUCCUGCUUCCUCCUUUUGCCCACUCCCCUCCUCCCAUUCUUCUGCAGUAUCCCAGGAGACGCUGAAGGAGCACACAAAUGCCUCCUGAGACAUGACGAGCCGUCUAACACUGGCCAUAUCUUGACUUUUUAAGAAGUACCUCUGUGUUGCCACACUUGGAAAAAUGAGGACAGCCUAAGACAACAUGAAUAUAUCCCCCAAAAGCUGGGAAUUCUGCUGCAAAGAGGGCUUUGUGCACAACCCACCUUUAAAAAAAUAGCACAAAGUUACAGUUUCACAAGUCUACCUGGAUGCAUACCAAAUUGCAACUUUAUAACUCACUGCCAGCUGUUUUUUAAUCAUUUUUCUUAAAAGGUGGGAGUUUGCAAAAGAGUUCCCAGGGUUUGUUUUGGUGAUACUCAUGUGGCCCUAAACUGCCCCCACUUUACCAAGCGUGGAUAAUACUGAUUCCCAAGAAUCUGUUAAAAAAAAAAAAAAAAAAAAAACAAUAUGGGAAACCUCCUCAAUUGCUUUCUUUCCAAGCAGGAUCUUCCGGGUUUUGGGGGGUGCUAAAAAGCGCAAACUCUCCCAUCAGUUUUGUAGUUUGCCCCAAAUGUGUAGCGCCUUGGGAAAUGACAAAACCUGAAGGGAAACUUCAUGGGCGGGAAGGUACAAAGAGUGUGAUUCAGUGGGAAAACCUGUCUCCCCUACCGCAAGUUUGAAGCACCUACCUGCUGCUGACAGGAGGUGGAGAGGUCUUUCCCAGCUGUCCCCAAGAGCUGCCUUCACAGUUUGGGGUACCUGGGAAAGGCAGUUGCCUGCUAGCCCUUGGCUAGAGUAGCAAGCCUUUCUUUUGUUCUUGACCAUGGUUUAUUUUGUUGUCUAGGUUCAGACAGCACAAUAAGCCACAGUUCGUUUAUUAAAUGCUACCACCCUACAGGUGGAGUGAUGAGUUCAAACAACAUGCUUGAACCCCUGUGGUUUAUAAUAUACCAUUGCUUAAUAUACCAAGCAAACCCACUUGCUAUGUUCCAAAGCUGCCAUGUUCCAAACCUGCCAACCGCACAUACAUGCGGCACAGAAGCAGGCACUGAAGUGAUGGGAGAAGUGGACAGGACAGAGAGGUGGCCUUCAAUUCACCUUAAGAAUGCCUGUGCAAGCUUGGACCCAGCAUAGUUGCUUCUCCAGACUUUACCAAGGAUUGUUGGUGUUCUUUCCUUUCAACCAGCAUCACCAUAUCAGCACUGGCAACAGCUGUUUGCAUGAUUGUUAAUAUUUGUAAAUGUUUUCUUCUUUGGUUUGUCUUGUUUAACAAAUAUUCCUCCAUCUAUCAGUUGCAUCAUCAAACAUUAUUAUAAAAAAACUUGCCCACCCAAGCAAUGAAAUCUUUUUUGCAGUGCUUGCAAAUUCUUCUUUGUUAAAUUAUGUUUUCAGAGCAGUUUCUCAAAUCAUUAUGAGAAUUUUAUAAUGUAAAAAACUCCAUAUUCCAUAACACUGUUUUUGUGAAGAGGCUGAUAUUCAUGAGAGUAUAUUAUAAUCAAAUCCCCAAAACUCGUAUUUCCUUGACUUUAUAUUACUUUUGUAAAUCAAAAUUUUUAUAAAUACAGAAAAAUAAAUUCACUUUGCUGUCUCCCACAAA
Molecule: messenger RNA, 4856 nt
Organism: Varanus komodoensis (Komodo dragon)
Lineage: Eukaryota; Metazoa; Chordata; Lepidosauria; Squamata; Varanidae
Gene: MED24
Product: mediator complex subunit 24
Exons: 26
Coding region: 67-3048 (993 amino acids)
Cellular component (GO): mediator complex
Molecular function (GO): transcription coregulator activity
Source: RefSeq, a predicted model, not a curated record